GAGGAAGAAAGCACAGUGCAGUCUUUAUUCCCAGCCAUUCCCACCCCAUGGAUUUAGUGAAAGCUGAUACCAUUAAGCCCUGCAGACCUCCUACUUAUCUGCCCCUCCCACCCCCUUCAGGCUGUGUGUUUCUGGUGAGAACAAAUUAAAUUGAGAAGAUGUUGCAGGGGAAAGGCUCUCAUGGGCUGCGUCUUCCGGCUUUGUCACGUCCAGCUUAAAUCUACACUUUUCCAGGCAGGAACUCUUGCAGGAAUUUGCGUUUCAUAUACAAGGAUGACGUUCCGUGCUGGAAAAACUAUUUUUUGAUAGUAACUCGGAUACACAUUGAUUUAAAGGGACCAGCUUGGACCUCCACACAGGACUUAGAUCGCAAUAUGAUCUCAGACUUCCUGCAAUGACAGCAGGUGCAAAGAAGUUGUCGCUGACUGAUAGGUUUGACUCCCAUUAGACAAAAGAAUCCACUACCACGAUGGCUGUCCAAGCUGCAAUAAUGAACCAUCAUUUUAUGCCCCUGUAUUUCCCGGGAUCUGCCGUGGACUUCGAGAAAGACUAUCACGAAGGAGUGGACUUUCUGGGUGCCGUCGACAGUGGCGACUACAAAGAACCCAGUAGGGACCUGCUAAGCUUCAUCAACACAGCUUCCAGUAACAUCAAGCUGGCCCUGGACAAGCCGGUGAAGUCUAAACGAAAGGUGAACCACCGGAAGUACCUGCAAAAGCAGAUCAAAAGGUGCACAGGUAUGAUCAGCAGCGGGGUUGUAAGCCAAGGGUCACCUAAAUGCCAGGCCGCCUCUCCUAGCAGCUCCAGCCCCCAAAGUUAUCACUGCAAGCCACCCCCAAAGAGGGACAGCACCCAGUCCAACCUGCAGACCAAGAGCCUGGCUGCCCUCUUCGACAAUGCCAAGGAAGUUCGUGGGGAAAAGUGCAAGAAAGUGCCCUUGCGAAAUCGCAACCUCCCCCCUUCCUUCUUCACCGAGCCGGCAAAUUGUUCGUCGGGGCGCCUUCCCAACGCCGGAGUCACCUUAAUAGACUUGGAGAAAGGCAACCAAGAACCCAUCGAGUUUUUCGACCUACUGUGCUCCGAUUACAACAGCAUGAUCUCGGAGCAAGAGAUUAUUCAGGGAGCAUCUGUAAGGAUACAACAAGACAUCACAGCAGAACAUUCCGUCUACGAGCCGUAUCACUUACUAAAUGGGCUCCUUUAUUCCGACCCCUGGAACCCAUGUAAUCCAAUUAAAAAGAGUCCCGUGGGAACUUGCACCCCGAACCUGAAUGAAAGUUUGAAAUGUGUCCCCAUGCCAGCCCCUGCCUUUGCAAGCAGCACUGACUCACCCAUGUCUACGUCAGUGGAAGACAGCUGUCCUAACCUAGCAUCAUUUACCCCCUGCUACAGUGACUGCAACCUGCCCCAAAUGUUUUACGACUGUAACUCAGGAUAUAACAGGAUCGGUUAUUCUGUAUUGUAGGUCUGCACAAUAUUUUCCUAGGGACCCUUUUACAGAGAUCUGUGCAAUAAAACCGCUCAGACCCAACUAGCAAUAUAACAGACGGUUUAUUUGUGUACAAUUUAUUAUAAGGAUAUCAUUCACCAUUUGUUUUUGUUGUUUGGGGUUUUUUUUUUUGUUUGUUAUUUUGUCUUUUCGGACUUUGAAACUCUUGCAAUGAAAUAAGCUAUUCUAGUGUUGUAUUGUUAACUGUUUCAGGAUUAUACGUUACUGAAAGCCAUAUCUGAUUUUAGGUAGUGUAUACACUUCUGUAUACACAUAUCAGAAAACAUUGUCAGGUUUUUAUGUGUUUCCUUUGUUGGCUGUAAGACUACAAUCUGUAAACCAGACUGAAGAAGCAAUGCAAUUGUAUGCAAUAAUAAAGAAAAUUAAAAAGUU
Molecule: messenger RNA, 1882 nt
Organism: Pseudophryne corroboree (corroboree frog)
Lineage: Eukaryota; Metazoa; Chordata; Amphibia; Anura; Myobatrachidae
Gene: FAM181B
Product: family with sequence similarity 181 member B
Exons: 1
Coding region: 470-1465 (331 amino acids)
Source: RefSeq, a predicted model, not a curated record